GCGCUAGCCGGCGGGGAGUGAGGGCGCAGCGGGCGCGGGGGGCACCUCGGGCGCCGGGAGAUCUCGGCUCUGGCUCCUCCCCGCCGCUCUCCACCUGGGCCCGGCCGCCGCCGCCGCCCCCGCCCCGGGGGCCCAGCCCUCAGCCCCCGAGGCUGCUCCCCCCUCGCCCCACCCUCCCCCAGCCCCUCCCUGGCCGCCACUGCCUCCUCCUCCCCCUCCUUCUUCUUCUUCUCCUCCUCCUCCUCCUCCUCCUCCUGCCAGCCUCAGACGCCCGGACUGCGGGAACCAUGGAAGUCUCUGUAGAGACCACCUUCCAACAGGAAAGGCUUCAGGCCAUUGCGGAGAAAAGAAAGAGGCAAACUGAGAUUGAGAAUAAACGGCGGCAAUUGGAAGAUGACCGGCGGCAGCUGCAGCAUUUAAAGUCCAAGGCCCUUCGGGAGCGAUGGCUGCUGGAGGGGGCCCCCUCCAGCGAUUCCCAGGAGGACGAAGUAAUGAAGAAGCAGAUGCAGGAGGAUGAGCAGAAAGUCAAACAGCUGGAGGAUUCUAUCCUGAGGUUGGAGACUGAGCUAGAGAUUCUGGAAACAGGGGACUCUGUCCCAGCGCCCAGGGAGAAUGUGGUGGUCCCAGCCCAGGCCCCAGCCCCAAGCCCUGUGAAGGAGGAGAGGAAGGAAGAGAAGAUCCUUAAUUCCCAGAAGACCCCAGUGGCCUCACCCAGAGAGAAGAAAGUCACCAGCAGCCCCAUGAAGGUGGUGGAAGGCACUGAGAUGAUGAAGGCAGUGGUUCAUGCAGUGGACGGCACCGCAGAGAAUGGCAUUCACCAGUUGAGCUCCUCUGAGGUAGAUGAGCUGAUCCACAAAGCGGAUGAGGUGACGCUGAGCGAGGUGACAGUGACAGCAGCCCCCGAAGCCCGGGGGACCCCUGAGGUGGCCAGGUCCACCCCCCGACGGGAGAUCACCGGAGUACAGGCACAGCCGGGAGAGGCCUCCUCUACUGAGGCGAGCCAGGAGCAGCCAGUCACCAUGAUCUUCAUGGGCUACCAGAAUGUGGAGGAUGAGGCAGAGACGAAGAAAGUCCUGGGAUUACAAGAUACCAUCAAGGCCGAGCUGGUGGUGAUUGAGGACCCAGCCCCACCCAACGGGAGCGCCCAGGAACCAUCAGCCAGCGCGGUCACCACUGCCCCAGACAGCAAGGAAGAGAACCAGGUUGGGGAAAAGCCCGGCCUCCAAAGCCCUCCAGUAGACGUCACAGCCAGCGCAGACAAAGACCUGGAUAUGAAGAAACAGCGUUGUCGAUGUUGUUCUGUAAUGUGAGGCCCCCAGGGCCCGUUGUCCCCUGGCCCUGACACCGCCUUUGAGCCACUCUGUGCCGUGCCCAUGCUGGCCAUUCUGCCAAGGCCCAGCGUCUUCACACACACACCAGACAGACAGUAGAUACACACACACACCAUACCACACCACACCAAAUUUUAUUGACACGAAGAUCUCUUUAUGAAACAGAAAACAAACCACCUUUAUCCCUGUUUCUCCUGCAACCCUUAACAUACUCUUAAUAGCACCCACACACCCAUACUCAGAAAUAAACACACUUGCACCCCUGUGCACACACCAAACACUGAGAUACACGCAGAUCAAUGCCCCGUCACCCAGACACACUCAGAGAAUGAUGCACAUUCUUCCAGAAACACACAUAUUUGGUCACACUGAGAAAUAUUGUAUGCAGGGACCCAGGAUCAGAUUAUGCAGGCCUACAUCUCAAUAAUCACACACACACACACACACACACACACAAGCACUCCAGAUCCACAGUCAGACAAGCGCAUCCAUAUGGACACACGGACAUUCAGAUAGACAGAGACAUCGAUUCAAGCGACACAUUCAGCCUAGCCGCAGUCCCCUCACUCAUUUACAGACACACAGAUGUACUCUUCCUUCCCUGCCCCCCCUUCUUAACCAAGGAUGAGAACUGUGCGGUUUGUAAAGGGUUCACAGCCCCACCUUGCUGAUGGAGCAGCGUCAGCCCUCCCAAAUCCCUGCCUUCAGCCCGAGCCCACUUCCCACCCUGGCAUGGUGGGCUGUGGGGAAUGCGAGCCUGCAGAUGGAGUCCACGAAGUCUCCUUUUCUAUCCUGAAGUGUGGUCUGGUGGAAGGAGUGCUGGAUUCAAGGCAGAGGGCCCAGGUUCAAAGCCCAGCUCUGCUACUUAGUGUCUGUGACCACAGGAAGGUCACUUCUCUCCGGUUCAGUUCCCUCAUCUGUAAAAUGAGGCUGUUGGAUAAGAUGGCCUCGAGGCCCCUUCCAGCUCUAGAUCUUUGGUCCUGUCCUUUGAAGAGGAUGGAUGGGUUGAGUUUCUGGCCCCGUUCUCCCACUUGUCUUUUGGAGGUGAGGGAUGUUCUCGAAGCAUUGAGCUGGACCUGAGUGGUGGCCCCCGGAGGGGUGGCCCCCUAGGAGGCAGCCCCAUUGGGAUUCUGCACCUCCCUGGCUCUGUGCCUGUGAAUGAAUUAGGAACUUCCCAGUGUGGGUGUUUCCUCCCCAGCUCUCCCUAGGAGCUAGUUUUACUCGGUCCUGCUUGCGCGUGGUGACUCAAAAACCAGAACUUUCCUCCUUUCUGGCGCUUGUGAACCUGGAACCAGCCGAAGAAGGGGAGGUAGCGAUGGAGAACCAGAACUGGACUUAUGAGACUGUAUGGAUGUGGCCUCAGCCCUGGGGUGGGAGUGGCCAGGGAGAGGGUUCUUCCCCAGAAACACUCCUGGCAUGAAUGAUGGGGUUUGGUUCAGUGAAAACUGGGCCUCCUUUCCUCACCCUCAGCAGAAAGACUCCAAAGCCCUUGCUGUCUUGAGUUUUGCUUGGUAAAUUUUUGCUCUAGAAUGUAGGGACAUUGUUGGAGAUGCUGCUGUGAACUCUCAGGCCCUCUUCAGGUACAGAGCCCAGGUCUAGAACCUGCUGGUGAGUCUAGAUCUCCAUAUGGGAGUUACACUCUCCAAAGGCCUAGGAGCCUUCCAGGGCUAGGCUGUUGAGAUGGUCAGUCUGGACCAAACCUGCCCUCAGAUGCUAGGCCCCUCCCCCCCCCGGGACCAGAUUAGGGUGAGCCAGAUGCAGUUGGAACAUGGGGUGGCAAGGGGCAGGGCCCUCUUCCCACCUAUGGGCAGCAGGUACCCCUACAGAACCACAGCAAUGGCUCUUGGAGAUCCUUGAAACCCCUUCCUCUAGAGGAGGGGAGUACAGUUGCAGAAAGGUUGGGUGAGUUCCCAGGCACUCAACCUCACCUGAGGCAGAGCCAAGGCUGUCUGUGGUUGUGGGUACCCCUAGCAUGCUUCUUCCUAGCUGAUCAUGCUCCCUCCCCACUUUGAUCCCCUGGGCCUUCUCCAUCUGGUGCUUCUCUCUUUGGCUGAGCCAGGCCCGGGGUAGGAGGGGACUUGAUCUGGAGCUGCCAAGAGACUCCCCUCUCCCUCUCCUAUGCCAUCUUCUCCUGUCUGCUUUGCUGGCCAAUUUUGCUUUGGUGGGGAACAAAAGGAUGCACCCUUGUCCCUAGCCCAGGAUAGUCUAGAAAGACCCAAAGUCUUGGAGCUGGGCCCUUACUUCAAGGGACAAGGGCUACAUACAGGCCCCAGGCCCAGGUGUGGAAGCUGGGUUCUUUGUGAGCCCCUCCCUCUGGAGCAGCCUGGCCCACUUCCUCUUCUUGCUGAACAGAGGCUAGCUUUCACUGGUCUUGCUUCAGAUCAGGGUUUGGUCUAUGAUGGCCUGUCCUGGCUGGCCUGUGAUCGUUCCUUUAGUGAACCAAGGAGUUUUGGGACAAAGACUCCCCGCCCCUGCGAAUGCUCAAGUUACCCCUACCAGAAAGAACAUUGCUUUCACACCCAUGACCCCAUGGUCCAGUAGUCCCCAAUUUUGUGAAUUCUAAAAGCUACAGACUAACGAGCUAGAUGCCAGUGCCCAGGAAAAUUGUAUUCUAGGGGGUUUGGAAGUAUUUAGAAAGGGAAGUAAAUGGUGAUCACUAGAAGCCAGCAUGAGUCCACUAAGACGAAGCCCUGCCAACCUCUCCUUUUUUGACAGGGUUAUUGGACUGGUAGGUCACAGAAGGUUAGAGGCCAUCAUUAACCACAUGGGUUUUGGCAGUCCUGACUGGUGUCCCAUGUGGUAUGAAUAGAGUUAAUGUAAGGAUUUCAAUGCUAGUGAUAUUUUUCCCUCCAAAAUAUUAAAUAUGAAAUUAUGUAUGUACCCGGGAUACUUGUGUGGCAGUUUUUCAGUAUGAAAAUAGACAUGAUUUCCUCUUAUUUUGAUCUAACAUAUCCCUGACUGCUGCCACCCCUCCCUCUAAUUCUGGAUGUAUGUGCUAGAAAUAUCCCCCUCAACUGCUUGGAGCCAUCUCUAACCCAAAGUUGUCUGUGGUAAUGAUUUUGGGUGCCCUCUUCACACACAUGAUGUAUACACAUACAUGCACGCGUGCACACACUUUCCUGUCUCCCAAUCUAUGUUGGCUUUGAAUUCCCAAGACCUCUCCCCACCCCCCAGCUCAGUGCCAUGAGCCAGACCCCAUGGGCCAUGUCUUGAAACAGACCCCUGGGGCCCAGUGGGGGUGAGCUCCCUCCAGGCCAGCCUGGCCAGGCAGGUCCCUGCCCUCGCCCCUGGUAUGGGAGGGGUACGGCACCCCCACAAUGCCUUUCCACUAGUCCAUGUUGGCCCAGAGACCCGAGCAGGGAGGGAAGGUGUGGGCACCUUUAUACCUCCCUCCUUUGUUUAUUAUGUCAUUAAAGCUGAUUGUCCCCCUACCCAAAGUCUGCCCCAACUCUGUGCCUCCCAUAAGUGUCCUUCCUUCUCUCUGCCCUCUUUCAGUGAAAAGGCCCUUAUGAGUUCCACUCACUGUUUGUACCGACAAAACUACCCCACAAAACUCUCCUCCCUCCCCCUUUGGAGAUGCAAAUAAACAGUGUGAACAGCCUGCCCCUA
Trichosurus vulpecula (common brushtail) is the source of this 4940-nucleotide messenger RNA. RefSeq names its product paralemmin (gene PALM). Gene Ontology annotation, cellular component: membrane. Bases 288 to 1310 code for a protein of 340 amino acids. The transcript is spliced from 8 exons. Gene Ontology annotation, biological process: positive regulation of filopodium assembly; negative regulation of adenylate cyclase activity; regulation of cell shape. Lineage: Eukaryota; Metazoa; Chordata; Mammalia; Diprotodontia; Phalangeridae. The record is from RefSeq and is a predicted model, not a curated record.